CCGCGAAGUUCAUAACAAAGAUUUGGAUUUGGAUCAUAAAGAAUACAUGCUCUCUGACUGAUUGUGCUCCAAAAUGGCAGGAUUUGAUGAUCCAGGAAUCUUUUUCUCUGACAAUUUUGGAUCAGAAGAUCAACCUGAUGAUGGCAGGAUUAAUCGAGCAGCCUUGCAACGUCGUUUCAAAGACUUUCUUCGAAAGUUUCAUGAUGCAAACUUUUCCUACAAAUACCGAGAUGAGCUUAAGCGACAUUACAACUUGGGUCACUACUUCUUGGAGAUCAGCCUUGAUGAUUUGGCAAGCUUUGAUGAAGAUUUGGCUGACCAAUUACAAAAACAACCAGCUGAAUACCUUCCAUUGUUUGAGGAAGCAGCUAAAGAAACCGCUGAUGAAGUGACAAGACCCAGGCCUGAAGAAGAUGAAGAUGUCCAAGAUAUUCAGAUCAUGCUCAAAUCUGAAGCAAACCCCAUCCCAAUCAGGAACCUGAAAUCUGAAGAGGUUUCAAAGCUUAUCAAGAUUCCAGGUAUUGUAAUUGCUGCAUCAGCAAUACGUGCUAAGGCGACCCGCAUCACCAUCCAGUGUCGUAGCUGCAGGAACUAUGUACCUAAUCUAACUCUAAAGCCCGGGCUAGAGGGUUACACCAUGCCUCGUAAAUGCAACACUGACCAGGCAGGAAGACCAAAGUGCCCAUUGGAUCCAUUCUUUAUUGUACCAGACAAGUGUAAGUGUGUUGACUUUCAGAUUUUGAAGCUUCAGGAGGCUCCUGAGGAUGUACCCAACGGUGAGAUGCCAAGACAUUUACAACUAUUCUGUGACAGGUAUUUGUGUGAGAAGGUCGUUCCUGGUAACAGAGUGACCAUCAUUGGAGUCUAUUCCAUUAAGAAGGCUGGACCAGUUUCCAAGCGUACACGUAAGAACAAGGUAGCAGUAGGAAUCCGUAACCCUUACAUUCGUGUUGUUGGUAUUGAAGUUGAUCAGGAAGGGUUAGGAAGGACUAGUGCUGCCCAUCAGGUUACUCCUCAAGAAGAAGAAGAGUUCAGACGUCUUUCUGCCAAUCCUAAUAUCUAUGACAUCAUCGCUCGUAGUAUUGCACCCUCUAUCUAUGGAAGUAUAGAUGUAAAGAAGGCAAUCUCGUGUCUCUUGUUUGGCGGAUCCCGUAAGCGUCUUCCUGAUGGUCUGAUACGCCGUGGUGACAUCAAUCUCCUGUUGCUAGGUGACCCUGGUACAGCUAAGAGUCAGCUUCUCAAGUUUGUAGAGAAGGUCUCUCCUAUUGGGGUUUACACAUCGGGCAAAGGAAGCAGUGCUGCUGGUCUUACUGCAUCAGUUAUGAGGGAUCCAGCAACACGAAACUUCAUCAUGGAAGGUGGUGCUAUGGUGUUGGCAGACGGCGGUGUCGUUUGUAUUGACGAGUUUGACAAGAUGAGAGAGGAUGAUCGUGUAGCUAUUCAUGAGGCUAUGGAACAACAAACUAUAUCCAUUGCCAAGGCAGGGAUUACCACUACAUUGAACUCAAGGGCAUCGGUUCUUGCAGCAGCCAACUCAGUGUUUGGAAGAUGGGAUGAUACUAAAGGGGAUGAGAACAUAGACUUCAUGCCUACCAUCCUGUCUCGUUUUGACAUGAUCUUCAUUGUAAAAGAUGAGCAUGAUGAAGCUAGAGAUAUGAGACUAGCCAAGCAUGUGAUGGGUGUACACAUGAAUGCACAGGUUACUGCUCAGGCUCAAGAGGGAGAAUUAAGCCUCAAUUUCCUCAAGAAAUACAUUGGAUUCAUUCGCAACAAAUGUGGACCACGCAUAUCUAAUGCUGCUGCUGACAAACUGAAGAAUCGUUACGUCUUGAUGAGAAGUGGAGCUAGAGAUCAUGAGAUGGAGACUGAUAAGAAGACAAGCAUACCAAUCACUGUCAGGCAACUUGAAGCCAUCAUCCGUAUAUCAGAAUCCCUUGCUAAGAUGAAGCUGAAACCUUUUGCCAGUGAGGAAGAUGUAGAUGAAGCGUUAAGACUCUUCCAGGUUUCUACACUAGAUGCUGCUAGGACUGGAAACCUAUCUGGUGUUGAAGGUUUUACAACCCAAGAGGAUCAAGAUGAGUUGAAUCAUAUUGAAAGACAGCUGAAGAGGAGGUUUGCCAUUGGCUCUCAGGUUUCAGAACAUUGUAUCAUCCAAGACUUCCUUAGACAGAAAUACCCGGAACGUUCCAUCCAGAAGGUGAUAUACCUUAUGAUGCGCAGAGGUGAGGUCCAGUAUCGAAUGCAACGAAAGAUGCUCUACCGUAUCAAGUGAAUAUAACCUCUACAGCCAUCUUAACCCUAAUACAUGGAGUCCUUGAGAGGUCUAUUUCACAAAGCAGGUCUCAGCUUAAAAACAUCCUAGGGAAACAAUUUGCCCGCCUUGGGUGAAGUUGACCUCUUAAAUGCCCUUAUAAACCCAGCAAAAACUUUAAAGAGAGCCCUGUAAUUCCUAUUGUUCCGAUGUAGCAAGUUAGGGCACAUGGAAAUUACCUGCUACACAUUAGUAUGACUGCAUGAUAUUGCAUAUCUAGGUAUUCAAUUACCUACAGCUGUAACAACCACGAUAUAGUGAUAUAUAGUCCCCAAGGAAUGAAUAUAAACAAUGUUAUGCUGUGCUCACAUACAAUUUGUGGAAAUGGGGAAAUAUAAUAUUGGGGGUAUGACAUUUGCCUGGAACUUUGGUCUUAUACCAGGUAUAUUUACAAGUGGUAUUGAAUUAUUCAUCAAAAAUCUUUGCUUCUAUUUCCUUGAUACAGUCGAUUACAAUGAUAUUGCUAUUUUGAUACUGACUAAACUAUUCAAUAUCUCAUUUUUGUGUAAAUGUGUAUAGCAUAGUGUUUAUAUUUAUGAAAAAAUAUUAACUUUACCAGUAUUUCUUGGUAGAGAAAAUUUCACCAAAUAGAAAUUGAAUCGAUGUGAUUGAUACAUUGAGUUUCAGACUCUUCAGUCCACAUUAUUCUUAUCAAGUCAUAUUUGGUUUCUCAUGCACUAUUAAACCAAAAAGUUGGAAUCCGUUCUUGAGAAUGUUUUAUGUUGUCAUUUUAAAGUCAUGCAUAAAGUGACAAACAAUUGGAAAAUGACUGGUAUGAUUAUGACCGAGAAUGAAUGACAAAUCAUGAGGUAAAAAACUUAUAUUUUAACAAACUACAAAUAAUUCAGUUCAUAUUUUUACCAAGAAUUAUGCUUUGCAGUAAAACUGAAUGUCUUAUAUCUUCUUAUUCUAAUUUAAGCUAAUCUAAUGCAUGAUAAAUAAGAAACUUUUGCUUCUUAUGUUUAACAAAUCUCUACUCCUUAACAAUAGAUUAUUUUUUGUUGAUUCACUUUGAGAAAGAAUUACUUGUGGAUGCCACUCUGGCUCAUGUCAGAUGAAUUGUGUUUUAUUAAUGUAAUAAAGUCUACUUUGUGUGUAGCAUUUUGUAAAAUA
Molecule: messenger RNA, 3424 nt
Organism: Lytechinus variegatus (green sea urchin)
Lineage: Eukaryota; Metazoa; Echinodermata; Echinoidea; Temnopleuroida; Toxopneustidae
Gene: mcm5
Product: DNA replication licensing factor mcm5-like
Exons: 16
Coding region: 74-2272 (732 amino acids)
Biological process (GO): double-strand break repair via break-induced replication; DNA replication; DNA replication initiation
Cellular component (GO): nucleus; MCM complex
Molecular function (GO): single-stranded DNA binding; ATP binding; 3'-5' DNA helicase activity
Source: RefSeq, a predicted model, not a curated record